GCGUACGGGAGUCGAGCGGAGGUCCGCUUUUUAGGCGUCAAUUUUUGGAGGCGCGUCAACUCGGCGCACUACUUUGUAGAAAUUAAUCCGAAAGCCCGACCUGUCCAAAAAUGCAUUUACGAAAUCUCCACGCAAUUGUGGUGGCGUUCACCUACAGUUUUUCUAUGUGUCAUUAUGUUUUGGCACUCGACAACGACAUUGUUUCUCCUGAAAAUGGAAGAGUCACGCGAAUGUCUCCAACCAGAGGAAGCUUAGCCGGUGGAACAAAAUUGGUCAUUCAGGGAACUGGUUUUUCGGCGGAUCAGUUCUCGUUUGAUAAUCCAAAACUCGGAAACAAAGUGACGCUGGUCUCUGCAAGAGGAGUUAUUAUACCGUGUCAUGUUGUUGAAACAGAUACCUCACCAACACGAAUCUCCUGCGAAACUGGUGUUCCUCCAAAGGGAUUCGAAGACGAUACCUAUUCUUUGAAGAUCAAAGUGAACGAUAUUCCUUUCGGAGGGGCCAACACAAAACCCUACUGUUGGGGAGCGUGUCAUUUUCGGUUCAAUAAAUGGAGGACCCCGACAAUUAACCAAAUAAGUUUCCAAGCUGGUUUACCAGAUCAAGUGAUAAAGAUAUCAGGAAGGGUUUUGACUGCCCAAAUUGGACGUUUAUCUGAUGGCAGUGGGGAAAAUUUUAAUCCAGAGGGCAAAGAGAUUGUGCGGCUGUACAUAGGUGGAGCUAACUGUGAUACCAAUAACAAAGAAACAGAGGAAACAUAUGGGACAUGGGUGGAUCAAUGGAAUGCAAAUGGCUAUAUCAUCUGCCGCCCAGAGCUCAAGGAGCCAGGAUCUUACAAAGUUUCAUAUCUCGUGUCUGGCGAUGCUGGUCGUUCGAAACCCGAUGAUCACGUCAGUUAUGUUGACAGUGAUGAAACCAUCUACCAAUACCAAGCUCAUGCUGAUGUUAUAUCAAUCUCUCCGAGAUCUGGCAGUGUUAAUGGAGGAACUAUUCUAACGAUCACAGGAAGAUUCUUUGUGAUGGACAAGAAACGGGUCACAGUAAGCGUUGGAGGCGCACCAUGCGAGGUUCUGUCCACCAGUGAGACCACAAUUAAAUGUAGAACAUCUCGAGAACCUUCAAAUAUUAAAUACAUGGAUUUACAUGCAGGAGCGAGAGGUGUUGUUCGGGAGAUUUGGAAAGACAAAUUGGUUCAGGAGUUACGAGACGUUGACUCGACCCUCUCACCUGACACACCUGGUUAUAUUCGUGAGCACUAUACGGACUUUGCUUCCAGCCCGACAGUGGAAACAUUCAAGAAGAAUAAGACUUCAGAGCAAUACACUUCGCGGAUCACAGGCAUAUUUGUGCCACCCAGUACAGACAGCUACAGAUUUUAUGUACGGUCAGACGACAAGGGUUUGGUGUACCUGAGCAAUAGCACAUCUCCCAAAGAUAAGCGAGAAAUCGCUUCCGCGAAAUCAUAUACAGGAAAAUCGUGGUCAAGAUACUCAACACAAAGAUCUGAGGUGCUGCAUUUGACUGGAGGGAAAGAAUAUUACUUUGAAGUGCUUCAAAACGAUUACGGUUGGUCACAUUGGGUAAAUCUAGGCAUGCAUAAACACACAACGAAAAUGACUCACGAUCAAGUCCCAAUGGCAGUGGAUGAAGUACAGGAAUUGAAGAUAUCCACUGUGCAAGCUAGCGAAGAACAGACGAUUACCGUUGAAAACUGGACGGAUGGAUUCACACAACACGAAGAACAACUGGUGACAGUAAAUCAAUGUUUGAUGGUAAACGACACUUGUACCAAAGCGCCAGACUUUGAGUUAGACUACGAUGGCCACGUUACAGCGGCUCUUUCCUCUGACAUUAGCAAAACUGGUUUGCAAAGCGCGUUAAAUGGUUUGCCUUCCAUAUCCUCAGCAGGAUCAGUAACCGUCAGCAUGGAAUCCGCUGAUAACACAGAAAGAGUCUACAGGGUAAAAUUCAUGUUUUCCGAGCCGGAGACAACAGUCGUGUUGAAAGAUGCAAGUCGGUUUAGAGGGAAAUUCGUGAGUGUGGUUGUGGAUAAAUCAGGAACAAGAACCACAAAAGGCUUUAGUUUAGGUUUUGAAGGUGUGAAGUCGUUGCCUAUUCAUCCAGACAACACUGAAAAGGAGAUGAAUGAUGUUAUAAAAGAUCUGUUUACAACCCGUUGUACCUAUUCAACACGCUUUGGAAACGCAUAUUUCUAUCAAGGUUUUGAAGAAUCGUGGGGAACAGAGUCUGGUGAUAGAGUUGGUAACGUCGAGCCUUACUGCGGUAGGAAGGCGCUGUAUAAUCCAAAUGAGAUUUUCAAAGCUGGUACAACAUUUAUUCGUAAAGGAGCAAAAGGGCAAGAGUUUGAUGUACAAACUUUUCCCCAGCUCUGUCUGGCAAUAAAAGGAGAGUUAAAAACUGUGGCUAUCCAUAUGAAGAUCAAAUACAAAGAUACAUCGAAGACAAAUCGGGAGAUGACCCUGCAACACACAUUAGAGACAUACACUCCAAACAAGUGGAAUCAUAUUUGUGUUAAUAUGUAUAGCCUAAUAACAGCUAAUUCACAGUUAUCUAAUGCACGCAAACCUGGGUCGUCUGUGUUCAUGAAAACCAUCUUUAUCUCACGUUCUCUCUACGUUGAUGAUAUCUGGAUUGGGAGAAUACCGGUGACAGUAUCAAAAAUGAGGAAAGCUGCCAAACCAAACGGACACUGGAUCUCGGAUGCAUCCGUUACAAAAACGUCAUCGAAAGAAUUCACCGUCAGCAUGUCUCCAGCAAAGUGUGGCGAUGGUAUACCAUUAUUGGAAGUCGUAGGAGCCCAGAGAAAAGGCGACAAGGACGAUGCCAGUUUCAACUUUACCGAGUUUGGUUCAAGCAUAGAAAUAAAACGAGAAAAGGCAGCAAGUCCACCAUUGACUGGUGUCUUUGAUAUUUCACACCAAAAUACGACAGUGAAAGAUAUUUCGUUGAACACUACGGGGGAACAACUGAAGAAGAUGUUGGAGGAUAAUUUCGACGUGGGCACAGUCGUGGUGACGAAAACUGAGAAAUGUUAUUACGCCAAGUGGAAGGUGUCGUGGACCUCGAAGCCUGGGCUCCAGCCGUUACUUCAUGUAAAUACAAGCAAACUCUUCGGAAAUAAAGUGUCGUUCAAAAACUCUCAAACUGAGGGCGGAUUGUUCUACAAUAAAAUUCCUGGAGAAUUCCUACGAAUGCCAAGCAAAAAGCCACAGGUCGUGGUUACUGUCAACGACUUGGUUGCGAGCUGUUUGAAUGAAAACUGCUCUUACAAUUACUCGACUGAAAGGACACCGACAAUACAAGCUAUCUCGCCGACAAGGACGACACCUGGGGCAAUGGUUACUGUGACUGGCACAGGAUUUAACAGCAACGCCAGCCACGUGAUGGUUACCAUUGGCAACGUGCCGUGUGACGUCAGCACGGCUUCCGAAACCCAAAUUUCGUUCAUAGUUGCGUCUAAUGUCAAGCCAGGAAUUCAGACUGUGAACGUGAAUGUAUUUGGCAAGGGUAAUGCUAUGGCUAGCUCAAAGCUAAGUCCUACCAUAUCCAUUGAAAUAAACGUGACUGCGGUGAAACCUUCCAGCGGUGGUACUGCUGGUGGUACAACACUCACUAUCACUGGGUCGGGCUUUGGAACAUCAAAAACUGACCUCAGUGUAUUGAUCGGCGGAGUGGAGUGCGAAAUUGUAACAAUUGCGCCAACUGAGAUACAAUGUAAGACUGGUGCUCGCUCCAAUGGGACUGCGGAUGUGGUUAUUUCAGGCAAAAAUGUCAGCGCAACUUUAAGUGAGAAAUACACAUACGAUUCCUCGCUCGAGGCGAUAAUUACUAGCUUUAGUCCUACGACUGGAGCAGUUCACGGUGGUUCGGUUCUGACUAUCUCAGGAUCUGGAUUCCCAAAUUCCGCGUCGGAAGUUGAAGUGAUGGUCGGAGGUCUUGACUGCCCGGUCCAUAAUGUUACAGCUACAGAGAUCACAUGUCUGCUGCCGAGACACAAACCCGGUCGGGCAAAGGUCGUUGUCGAUACGCAAAAGAACGGAAGAGCCUCCUACAGCGGGUCUGUGAUGAACUUCACCUACGUCCUGUUUCUCAGCGCCGUUUCACCGAGCCGAGGGUCUCUGAAUGGGGGUACAGAGAUCACCAUUACCGGGGAAGGUUUUCAUGGUAAUAUGAGUGGUAACGUUGUUACCAUCGGGGAAAAGAAGUGCGAGGUUUUCGACAGUACUUCGGUUACGAUUAAGUGUAAAACGCAAAAUGGCGGAAGCAUUGUUGCAGUCGAUAACUCUGGCUCCCAUCCAGAAUAUGGAAUUGGUUACCAGUGGAAACCAGCUGUAGUUCAUAUAAAAGUUGGUGAUACUGUCAAGUGGAGUUGGUCUGCUCCAGUAGGAGUCAAAUUGAAUUAUGGUGUCUUUGAAACGGCUGAUGAAAAAUCUACAAAAUAUGACGGCAAAGGUUUUAACAGUCCCCGAGGUUCAAGUGGAUCAUUUGUUCAUCUGUUUACCAAACCAGGCACAUACCAUUUCUCAAGUGGUUAUAUCGAUGCCUAUGGCGCUAUCGAUAUGAAAGGAAAAGUUGUUGUGGAAGCGGCUGUGUCGAAAACUGAAGACGUUAACGUAGAAGUUGAUGGAUUCAAGGCACCCCACAAUCUGCCUCAAAACGCUUCAGCCCAAACUGAAGAAUCGAAUUGUGAAACAGCGGUCCUCUCUAGAGACAACUUGCACUUUGGCUUCACCUACUCGACAUGCGCGACCGGCACCGUCACCAUAGUAACUCCUGCUUCUGGCGUCAGCGGCGACGUCAUCACCAUCGAAGGUACCGGCUUCAGUACAAACAAAAAAGAUAAUAUUGUUAAGUUCAGCAGCCAUGAUUGUCUGACGGUGGGUAACUCGACUUCGACAUCAAUCACCUGUGUCUUGGAUAUGUCACAAAGUCCUACACCAUUUGAACCAUUUGAUGUAUCCAUUCGAGUCAAAGGCCUUGGUUUCGCCAAUGUUGCAUCAGCGAUGAAUCAUACAACCACGUUCCAGUUGAUAUCCUCGAUAGAAUCGGUUUCUCCAAGACGGGGUUCAAUCGCCGGGGGUACUACCGUAGCUAUAACCGGUCAAGGAUUCAUCGAUGGUAUCUCUGUUACCAUUGGUGGAGCCAGAUGUGACGUCACAGAAGUAUUGUUCACACGGGUAACCUGUGUUACGUCGGCGUUGGGGACGAGCGAAAAACUUAAUCAAACUGUGGUUAUCAGUCUAUUCAAGGAUAAUGUGGAACACAGAGGAAUGUGUAAGGAUCCUAAUGGUUGCAUGUUUGACUUCAUGGAUAGUCAAACGCCUGAAGUUAGCGAUGUUCAGCCACAGACUAUAAGCUCACCGAAUACAGUUAUCACCAUGAAUGGCACUAAGUUUACGAGUGUGACUUCAGAUAUUUCCAUCAUGGUUGGUGACGAAUCGUGUGUGGUAGGGCAACAGCAUCUGAGACGCAAAUCACCUGUACCAUAGCUGGCCUCGUUGCAGGAGAU
Molecule: messenger RNA, 5530 nt
Organism: Dendronephthya gigantea
Lineage: Eukaryota; Metazoa; Cnidaria; Anthozoa; Malacalcyonacea; Nephtheidae
Product: fibrocystin-L-like
Exons: 26
Coding region: 111-5510 (1799 amino acids)
Source: RefSeq, a predicted model, not a curated record